Molecule: messenger RNA, 1810 nt
Organism: Anguilla anguilla (European eel)
Lineage: Eukaryota; Metazoa; Chordata; Actinopteri; Anguilliformes; Anguillidae
Product: olfactory receptor 1086-like
Exons: 1
Coding region: 1-948 (315 amino acids)
Biological process (GO): G protein-coupled receptor signaling pathway
Cellular component (GO): membrane
Molecular function (GO): olfactory receptor activity; G protein-coupled receptor activity
Source: RefSeq, a predicted model, not a curated record
AUGGAGAAUGUAUCAGCAGUGACGUCCAUCAUACUGACGGCCUACACUGAACUGGAAGAUCACAGAUAUUUAUACUUCAUAUGUUUCCUUGUUUUAUACAUUAUGAUUAUAGUGGCCAAUUCAGUACUAAUAACAGUAAUAUACAUUGAGAGAGGUCUGCAUGAACCCAUGUAUUUGUUUAUAUGUAGCUUAGCAGUGAAUGGAGUAUUUGGGAGCACAUCUUUAUUACCAUCUAUGCUUGUCUUUCUGUUGUCUUAUAAUUAUGAAAUAUCUCUGACUCAUUGUUUGUUACAGAUAUAUUGUUUAUAUUCAUAUGGUCAUGUUGAAUUUACUAUUUUAGCAGCGAUGAGCUAUGACCGGUAUGUUGCUAUUUGUCACCCGUUACACUAUCACCUCCUCAUGUCUCCUAAGAAGCUAUAUGCAGCUAUUACAUUAUCUUGGGUGAUUCCCUUAAUUUACUUUGUCCUUUUUUUCAUAAUGACUUUUCAGCUGACAUUUUGUGGCAAGAUUAUUGAAAAAGUGUAUUGUGCCAAUUUUCCUUUAGUUAAAUUGUCUUGUGUUGAUACGAAUGUUCAGUAUAUUGUUGGACUGGCAUUAACUUUUAUUUCACCUCUUUCUCAGAUCCUCAUGAUACUGUUUUCCUAUGGACAAAUACUCAGAAUCUGUCUGUUUGCUUCUAAGGAAUCUCAGACCAAAGCUAUUCGAACAUGCACCCCACACUUACUAACUGUGAUUAACUUUUCUGUGGGAGUCUUUUUUGAGGCCAUCCAGAGUCGUUUCAACAUGAGUCAUGUCCCUUAUAAAGCUCGCAUAUUCCUGUCCCUACACAUGGGCAUAUUUCCCCCAUUGUUAAAUCCUGUCAUUUAUGGAAUUAGCAAUCAAGCCAUUAAAAAUCAGAUUUUCAAAUUGUUUAAUAGCAAAAAGGACAGUGAACCCCACUCAAGAUGAUGAGGAAUUUAGUUUCUCUUAUUUAUAUUUUGUUCGUAAGGCUGUACCCUGUAUCAUUUGGGUCGCCAGAUGCCAGAUUUUGGGCCGGAGUGUCCAGUUUUCUAAUUAUUUUUACAGGUUCGAUUUGUAGUCUCAACUGGACAAUAUAAAUACCCAGUCGGACUAAUAACUGAAUAAAUGAAACUUGACUGCCAUUAUGUAACCAGUUUCAUCAAUGUCCACUGUUACAAUUUUUUCCCACACUCACCACAACCCCUGUAGUAAGGGAUACCUAAGUGCCAAUCACCCCCAGGACGGGUUUUUUUUUUUUUUUUUUUUUUUUUUGGGGGGGGGGGGGGAGUUCUGUGCCACCUGGACACCUACAUCCAUCGCCCAAUCCAUAAACUUUCUUUUUAUUCACCCACCUUUCCAUUUGUUUCCGAACCACCUGGAUCUUCCCACUCCUGUUAUUUGUUUUCUUGCUUCUAGACCUAGGUUGGGUUUAACGUGAGUAAUGCACUUCUGUAUGGUCUGAUUGAAUUGCGAUUAUAACUAAUUUACCGCAACUCAUACAGCUUAGCGUUGCAAACCCACCUGGCAGUGAAAUUUUAGCAAUCUGGUGCGGGUUCAAAUACUAUGCGUGUUCUAACCUGUUUAACUGUGUUAUUCUCUCGUUAUCUUUAUAAUAAAGCUAUAAAGUUACUCAUGUCUGUUCUCAUUACUGAGUAAGGUGACCCAGUGAUUUUAUUGUGAAGAGGGAUUUUAAAUCUUUAUUAAUAAAUAUUGUUGGUCAGUAAGGGCUGUGGGGGAUCUUAAUAAAUACAGGGGUUCAAAGCAUCUGGUGGUGCAUAGAAGAUUUUUUUUAGUCCACGCAGGAUUCAGA